Messenger RNA from Morchella sextelata, 690 nucleotides. RefSeq lists its product as uncharacterized. Lineage: Eukaryota; Fungi; Ascomycota; Pezizomycetes; Pezizales; Morchellaceae. The coding region runs from base 1 to 690 and encodes 229 amino acids. The record is from RefSeq and is a predicted model, not a curated record. The transcript is spliced from 3 exons.
AUGCUACCAAACUCCACCAUCCUCACCACGCAUCCAACCUCAACACCACGAACCCACCUCAUCUAUUAUCUCUUCAUAUACCUCCUACUGUUCGCCCCUCCCAACACCGCACUAGCCCAAGUCGCGCCCUUCCCCUUCCCCGUGCUCCCCCAAGAAUUCGCCUCCAAAACCGCCUGCCGCGAAGUCUACGACCAAUGCAUGCAAGCAUUCCGCGACUGCCUCGCCGCCGUCGCCGGCAACGAGCCGGGCCGCCUCGGGUGUGAGGCAUACAGGAACGACGUGUGCGAGGAGCACAUCAGGGUCGGGUGUGACCAGCUGCCGAACGGCGGGGGGAGCAUCGGGGAGGUGCCGUCGUUGACGACCCUUUUGACGGUAGUGCCGAUAGGCGGGACGACGGAGGCGGCGGCGGCGACGACGACGACGACGACGGCAACUAGGGUGAAGUCGAAGACGUCGGCUCCCGUGCCGGUGCCAACGGAUGUGCCUACGCCUACGCCGGACCCUCCAGACCCUACCACGACUCGAGCAGGAACCGCCAAGGUCAACAAUAACGCUAACAUCCACGGCUACACAAUCAACAUCGGGGAUGUCGGGACCGGGCUCGCAAACAGUUAUAGUGAUUACGACCGUGGUGGCUGCGAUCACGAGCCCGGCUACAAGCACAACAGUGACGAGGGGGUUGUCGUUUAA